This is a messenger RNA of Erythranthe guttata (spotted monkey flower), 568 nucleotides long. RefSeq names its product CCR-like protein (gene CCL). The record is from RefSeq and is a predicted model, not a curated record. Lineage: Eukaryota; Viridiplantae; Streptophyta; Magnoliopsida; Lamiales; Phrymaceae. Gene Ontology annotation, cellular component: chloroplast.
AUAAAAAAAGGAAUAUCGUUGAUUCCCAUGAUUAUUAGAGCACCAAACAAAGAAAGAGAGAAAGAAUUAACUAAACAUAAAACAAAAGAAGAGACCAGAGAAAAUGCAGACUGCCUUAUCAUCAUCAUCAUUAUUGUCCAUCAUCAUGAAUAACAAGAACCCACCACCAAAGUUGCAGUUAUUGCCUGCCUCCAUCUCCAAGACUUGCAGGUUUGAUUCAAUCAGAUCAAAUGCGCAGUCUGUCAACUACAGCUCCCCAAUCUCUGUAUUUCCAGCAGAAGCAUGUGAAACAGUUGGUGGAGAGGCAUGUCUUGCGGACAUAGGUCCAGAAGUGAAGCUCGAACCAGCUCAGCCCAACAUCCCAAAAAAGACAGCAUCUGAGCCUAUUGAUAGGGAGUAUUUGGAUUACACGCAAGAUUCCAGGACGGUGCUUCUGGGAGAGGCUUGCGAGGUUCUGGGAGGAGACUUCUGUGAGCCGCCAUACCCCAAAUAAUAUGAUGAUGUUGGAUAUAUGUACAUGUACAUGUAUAUGUUUAUGUAAUGCAAUGAGACUUCCUUCUUGUCCUAA